UCGGUAGGGGCAAUAUUUCUGCUUCUCUGCACUUUAAGCACCUCUUUGACCAUGGCCCAUCAGGGCAGGCGGUGAGCGCUUCCACUGCAAAAUCUAGACGGGCGCUAAACCCUUCUAAGCAAGAGGGGUGGCAGAUUCACAAAUUUUUGAAGAUUUCAGGCGCACAGCAUAAACACUUUGCAACUUCAUCGAGCUUGUGGCUUUUCGCAACGACAUUGCCAGCACAUAUUUCCAAGAUGCCCAAGACACCAAGUGCCCCUCAGGGAGGCAGACGCCACAACCCUCUCGAGGACGACAUCACCGCCAGCGGCCUCCUGCGCAACAAGCCCAGCAAGAGAAAGUCGAGAGACGUCGACGAGAGCGAGGCCAACUUUGUCGACUCUAAGGCCUCCAAGAACAUUCUGCGUAUUGGUCGAGAGCUUGCUGAGGAAGACAAUGCCGAGCGUGGUACCAACAUUAUCCCUGCGGCAACCAUUGACAACUUUGGCUACGGCUCUCGAUUCGACGAGGCUGAGGACGAGCACAAGACAUACGGCGACGAUGAGGCGUGGGGCGAUGACGACGAGGAGGUUGAAGAGGUCGAGGUUGACCCCGAGGAUCUCGAGACGUACCGCAAGUUUAUGCCCGACGAGGAGGCCGACGACUUGCUCAAGCAUGGCUGGGACCAGAAGCCCCACGGCGAUUACGAUGACGACGAGCCCGUCAACUUGGCCGACUUGAUCUUGCAAAAGAUUGCUGAUCACGAGGCCAUGCAGGGCCGCUCAGAGCCCAUGGAGGCUGUAGAUGAUUACGAGAUUCCCGAAAAGGUGGUCGAGGCUUACACAAAGAUCGGUGAGAUUCUCUCUCGAUACAAGUCUGGCCCUCUGCCAAAGCCCUUCAAGAUCCUUCCCACCAUCCCCCACUGGGAGGAAAUCCUGGACAUUACAAAGCCCGAAAAGUGGACGACAAACGCCUGCUACCAGGCCACCCGCAUCUUCGUCGCCUGCAAGCCCAUUGUCGUGCAGCGCUUCCUAGAAAUCGUCAUUCUCGAAAGAGUCCGUGAAGACAUUUACGAGAACAAGAAGCUCAACGUCCACCUCUUCAACUCUCUCAAAAAGGCUCUCUACAAGCCCUCGUCCUUCUUCAAGGGCUUCCUCUUCCCGCUCAUCGGCAGCGGCACCUGCACUCUGCGUGAGGCUCACAUCAUCUCCGCCGUUCUCGCCAGAGUCUCCAUUCCCGUCCUUCACUCCGCCGCUGCCAUCAAGGGUCUCUGCGACAUUGCCGCCCAGGAGGCUUCUCAGGGCAGCGAGGGCGGUGGCGCCACCAACAUCUUCAUCAAGACCUUGCUAGAGAAGAAGUACGCCCUUCCCUACCAGGCUAUUGACGCUGUCGUCUUCCACUUCCUUCGCUUCCGCAACGAGGACCCCAGCGUGACUGGCGGUGAUGAGGCCAUGGGCGGCGACGGCUUGGCUAGCAAGCUGCCCGUCAUCUGGCACCAGAGCCUGCUGGCUUUUGCCCAGCGCUACAAGGGCGAUAUUACUGAGGAUCAGCGUGAGGCGCUACUAGAUUUGCUUCUGUCGCAUGGCCAUUCUGCUAUUGGCCCCGAGGUCCGUCGCGAGCUGCUUGCCGGCCGUGGUCGUGGCGUUCCGUUGGAGCAGACCGCUGCUGCGUUUGACGGAGAUGAUACCAUGGUUAUUGACGCCUAAGGGCAUGCAUUCAGAACAAAAACGGUUAAUGAUAGUUACAUCGGCACGGCGAUUGGAUUUCUCUUGGGCUGAUACUUUUUGCUUUGUUAAAUAAAAAGUUGGUUUUUACAUAUUCUAAAGCGGUCGUCCCCGUUUGUACCUCCUUCCUUCCUUGUGUGUUUGGAGCACCAGCAACCUCUUUGUCUUCGUUUUCUCUGCAGAGAUUGUAGUGUAAAGUCUGUAUUUGUUUUGUAGCUUUUCCGUCUCCUAUUGUCCUAGAUUGUCUACACUCCGAAGCCAUAUUCAUCGCUCUUGUGGUAUUCUUUCAAACUCUUUGGCGACGUUUCCCUCAACCACAUCGCCCAUCAUUCUCUCUCUUCGGCAUACCUUGGUGACGGCAUCCUUUGUAUCUCUGUUCCGGUCCGCUGCAGAGAGUGCUAGCAUCAAAACGCCGUCUCUGAGGCGCCGCAACAUGACGAGUGCAGUCGCCCAGCUGCACUGGUCCCCUCCCUCAUCGGGCGAUUUGACGUAGAGUAGCUUCACGCAGCACAGCUUGCGUAUUGCUAAUAUCUAUAGUGGCUACUUUACUUUACCUACGCAAGGGUUGCCGACACCACCCAUAUUCUUUGUUAAUAUCGCUACGCCACCAGCCUCGGAGAUAAUAAACACGUCAAAGACGGCCACUUGGAGGUUAAAGGCCCAGGAGGGCCGCGCCAACAGUCCCUCCCCGGGCAUCAGUUCCUCAGGCACCCCUCAAUCAAUACCUGUAAUACCUGUAUCUACACCGGCUUCUCCCCAUGGCG
Messenger RNA from [Torrubiella] hemipterigena, 2467 nucleotides. Lineage: Eukaryota; Fungi; Ascomycota; Sordariomycetes; Hypocreales; Clavicipitaceae. The record is from the annotation of a GenBank genome assembly.